CCUGAUCUCAUCAGAGGUCCUUGUGCUGGAUGGAAACUAGCUGCUACUCUGUGGGUGGGUUGGUGUCUGGCUGGAGCAUUGAUGCUGUGUGCAGCGCACCUGCUCCGUGCGCAGCAUUCUCUCCCCUCCUCUCUCCUCCUCUCCCCAUCCUCUAUACACUGAGCUCUCACCAUCCAGAAGGGACACGCCUGGCACACGGGGGACACGGAAAAAAAGGGAUUUCACUGGAAAUCAGGAAGAGAAAGGAUGCUCUCCGGCACAUAGCAAGAGGGGAAAAGGGGAGAAGAAGAAGAAGACAAAAGCAUCACCCGGCCGUGGAUUAAAAUAACAUCCACGUUCUGAUGGACCGAAAAUAGAAGAGGUUAUUCCUAGAUCCUGUGGGAGGUUAUUGCACGACCAGAGCUAGGAGGAGAAUCCUGUUUGUCUGCUCGGGUUUCCAUUAUGAAAGGGCCUGAAUAGUGAAAUAAAAGGUGCAGGAUGAAAAUAUGGCACAGGCACGACUUGUACCACCAGGACCUGACAGCUUCCACUAUUUCACCAGGGAAUCUCUUGAGGCUAUUGAAAAACGGAUUGCAGAGGAAAAAGCUAAGAAGCCCAAACAAGAACACAGAGAUGACGACGAUGACAGUGGCCCGAAGCCAAGCAGUGACUUGGAAGCAGGCAAAAGUCUGCCAUUUAUAUAUGGCGACAUCCCACCAGGAAUGGUGUCAACACCACUGGAGGACCUAGAUCCCUAUUAUAUGAAUCAGAAAACUUUUAUAGUAUUGAAUAGAGGGAAGGCAAUCUUCCGUUUCAGUGCCACAUCUGCCUUGUACAUUUUAACUCCUUUCAAUCCUCUUAGAAGAAUAGCUAUUAAGAUUUUGGUACAUUCAUUAUUCAGCAUGCUCAUUAUGUUCACUAUUUUGACCAACUGUGUGUUCAUGACAAUGAGCAGCCCUCCUGAAUGGACAAAGAAUGUAGAGUACACAUUCACCGGAAUUUAUACAUUUGAAUCUCUCAUAAAAAUUCUUGCAAGAGGCUUUUGUUUAGAAAGCUUUACCUUUCUUCGGGACCCAUGGAACUGGCUCGAUUUCAGUGUCAUUGUUAUGGCGUAUGUAACAGAAUUUGUAAACCUAGGCAAUGUUUCAGCUCUUCGAACUUUCAGAGUAUUGAGAGCUUUGAAAACUAUUUCUGUAAUUCCAGGCCUGAAGACCAUUGUGGGAGCCCUGAUACAGUCGGUUAAGAAGCUUUCAGACGUCAUGAUUCUCACAGUGUUCUGCCUGAGCGUAUUUGCACUUAUUGGGCUGCAGCUUUUCAUGGGACACUUAAGAAACAAAUGUCUGCUGUGGCCACCAGACCCUCGAUCGUAUGAAAUAAAUAUCACUUCCUACUUCAACAGCACAAUGGAAGCAAACAGCACAUUUUUUAACAGGACUAUCAGCACGUUUAAUUGGCAGGAAUAUGUUGACGAUGAAAAUCAUAUGUAUAGACUGGAAGGUCAGAGAGAUUUUUUGCUGUGUGGCAACUCUUCAGAUUCUGGUCAGUGUCCCGAGGGAUACAUGUGCGUGAAGACCGGAAAAAAUCCUAACUACGGUUAUACAAGUUUCGAUACAUUCAGCUGGGCAUUCUUAUCCCUGUUUCGACUUAUGACCCAAGAUUACUGGGAAAAUUUAUACCAACUGACCCUACGAGCUGCCGGUAAAACCUACAUGAUCUUUUUCGUGUUGGUGAUUUUCUUGGGCUCCUUCUACUUGGUCAACUUGAUUCUGGCUGUGGUUGCCAUGGCUUAUGAAGAACAAAACCAGGCAACGUUGGAGGAAGCUGAACAGAAGGAAGCAGAAUUCCAGCAGAUGCUGGAACAGUUAAAGAAACAACAGGAGGAAGCCCAGGCGGCAGCUGCAGCAGCGCUAAACUUAUCAAGAGAAUAUAGCUGUGAAGGUGGGUUUGGCCCACUUUCAGAAAGUUCUUCAGAGGCUUCAAAACUGAGUUCAAAAAGCGCCAAAGACAGAAGGAACAGGAAAAAGAAAAGGAAACAAAAAGAGCUGGGAGAAGGGGACGAAAAGGGAGACGAUGAGAAAUUCCCUAAAUCUGAAUCAGAAACAAGUAUAAAAAGGAAAGGAUUCCGUUUCUCCAUAGAAGGAAACAGACUGACCUAUGAAAACAAGUUCUCUUCCCCACACCAGUCUUUGCUGAGCAUUCGCGGAUCUCUGUUUUCUCCGAGGCGCAAUAGUAGAGCCAGCCUAUUUAGUUUCAGAAACCGCGCAAAAGACGUGGGAUCGGAGAAUGACUUUGCAGACGAUGAACACAGCACGUUUGAGGAAAACGAAAGCAGGAGGGGUUCCUUGUUUGUACCGCACAGACAUGUUGAACGGAGGAACAGUAACAUUAGUCAAGCCAGUAAAGCGUCAAAGACCCAACUUCCGGCAAAUGGGAAGAUGCACAGCACGGUGGAUUGCAAUGGAGUGGUCUCCCUGCUUGGUGGUCCAUCUGGUCCGACUUCGCCUACUGGACUACUUCUGCCAGAGGGUACUACUACUGAGACCGAGGUGAGAAAAAGACGCUCCAGCUGUUACCAGAUGUCUAUGGAUCUUCUGGAAGAUCCAACAGUUACAAGACAGAGAGCUCUAAGCGUUGCCAGCAUCUUGACAAACACGAUGGAAGAACUCGAGGAAUCCAGGCAGAAAUGUCCACCUUGUUGGUACAAAUUUGCAAACACCUUUCUCAUUUGGGACUGUUGCGAGAACUGGUUAAGAAUAAAACAUGUUGUGAAAUUGAUCGUGAUGGAUCCAUUUGUAGAUCUCGCCAUUACAAUCUGCAUUGUAUUAAACACCUUGUUCAUGGCCAUGGAACACUACCCAAUGACUAAUGAGUUUGCCUAUGUCCUCUCUGUUGGAAACCUGGUUUUUACUGGAAUCUUCACAGCAGAAAUGGUGUUCAAGCUGAUUGCGCUGGAUCCAUACUAUUAUUUUCAAGAAGGCUGGAAUAUUUUUGAUGGCAUCAUUGUUAGUCUGAGUUUGAUGGAAUUGGGGCUGGCUAAUGUAGAAGGUUUAUCAGUUCUAAGGUCUUUCAGAUUGCUCCGUGUAUUCAAGUUGGCCAAAUCCUGGCCCACUUUGAACAUGCUGAUCAAGAUCAUCGGUAACUCCGUGGGAGCUUUGGGAAACUUGACCUUAGUGUUGGCAAUCAUUGUUUUUAUUUUUGCCGUGGUCGGGAUGCAGCUGUUCGGUAAAAGCUACAAGGAAUGUGUCUGUAAAAUAGCAGAUGAUUGUAAACUUCCACGCUGGCAUAUGAAUGACUUCUUCCACUCCUUCCUCAUUGUGUUCCGGGUGCUAUGCGGAGAAUGGAUCGAGACCAUGUGGGACUGCAUGGAGGUUGCAGGACAAUCUAUGUGCCUCCUCGUCUUCAUGCUAGUGAUGGUCAUUGGAAACUUAGUGGUUUUGAAUCUGUUCCUGGCUUUGUUACUCAGCUCAUUCAGUUCGGACAACCUCACCGCUACAGAUGACGACAAUGAAAUGAACAAUCUUCAGAUUGCAGUGGGAAGAAUACAGAGGGGAAUAGAUUUUGUUAAAAAAACAGUGCGUGAAUGCAUCCAAAAAGCCUUUGUUAAAAAGCAAAAGGCUCUAGAUGAAAUCAAACCGCUCGAGGACCUGCAUAACAGAAAAGAAAGCUGUCUAUUUAAUCAUAAUGCGGUGGAAAUACAUAGAGACCUCGAUUAUCACAAAGGUGGGAAUGGAACAACUAGUGGUGUAGGCAGCAGCAUGGAAAAAUACAUUAUGGAUGAGCAUGACUAUAUGUCCUUUAUACAUAACCCAAGCCUCACUGUAACGGUACCUAUUGCUGUGGGGGAAUCUGAUUUUGAAAAUCUCAACACUGAAGAUUUUAGCAGUGAGUCCGAUCUGGAAGAAUGUAAAGAGAAGCUUAAUAUGACAAGCUCGUCGGAAGGGAGUACCGUGGACAUCAGGCCCCCCGGAGUGGUAGUAGAAGGAGAUGGAGACAUUGUAGAAGUGGACCCUAGCGAGGAAGCUCUGGAACCAGAUGCUUGUUUUACAGAAGGCUGUGUGAAGACCUGCCCUCUUUGCUAUGUGAAUAUUGAUGAAAACAAAGGAAAAGUGUGGUGGACAUUUAGGAAGACCUGCUACACUAUUGUGGAACACAACUGGUUUGAAACGUUCAUUAUCUUUAUGAUUCUCCUUAGCAGUGGUGCUCUGGCGUUUGAAGACAUUUACAUUGAGCAACGUAAAACCAUAAAGACCAUGUUGGAAUAUGCCGAUAAAGUCUUCACGUAUAUCUUCAUUCUGGAAAUGCUUCUGAAAUGGGUGGCUUAUGGAUUUGUGAAAUACUUCACCAACGCCUGGUGCUGGCUGGACUUCCUAAUUGUAGAUGUGUCUCUUGUUAGCUUAGUAGCUAAUGCCUUGGGAUACUCUGAACUAGGAGCUAUUAAGUCCCUUAGGACACUAAGAGCAUUGAGACCACUGAGAGCCCUCUCACGGUUUGAAGGGAUGAGGGUGGUCGUGAAUGCUCUAAUUGGAGCGAUUCCAUCCAUCAUGAACGUGCUUCUAGUUUGCCUUAUUUUCUGGCUAAUAUUCAGUAUAAUGGGGGUAAAUCUUUUUGCUGGCAAAUAUUACCACUGUGUUAACACGACGACCGGGGAAAUGUUGCCUGUUACCCAAGUUAACAAUAUAUCAGAUUGCAAAAGGCUGAUGAGUGCUAAUGAAACCGCCAGAUGGAAAAACGUCAAAGUGAAUUUCGAUAACGUCGGAGCUGGGUAUCUCGCAUUGCUCCAAGUGGCAACAUUUAAAGGCUGGAUGGACAUUAUGUAUGCUGCAGUUGAUUCACGUAAGGUAGAAGAACAACCUAUCUAUGAAGACAACCUGUACAUGUACCUGUACUUUGUUAUCUUUAUCAUCUUUGGUUCCUUCUUCACUUUGAACCUCUUCAUUGGUGUUAUUAUUGAUAAUUUCAACCAGCAAAAAAAGAAGUUUGGAGGUCAAGACAUAUUCAUGACAGAGGAACAAAAGAAAUAUUAUAACGCAAUGAAAAAGCUUGGGUCAAAAAAACCUCAAAAACCCAUUCCAAGACCACCAAAUAAAUACCAAGGUUAUGUUUUUGAUUUUGUCACAAGACAAGCUUUCGACAUCACGAUCAUGAUCCUUAUCUGCCUGAACAUGGUAACCAUGAUGAUUGAAACAGAUGAGCAAAGCGAUGAAAUGGAAAACAACUUGUACUGGAUCAAUUUGGUAUUCAUUAUUCUGUUCACUGGUGAAUUUCUUUUAAAACUGAUCUCGCUGCGCCAUUACUACUUCACCAUUGGCUGGAACAUUUUUGAUUUUGUCGUUGUAAUUCUUUCUGUUGUGGGCAUGUUUCUAGCCGACAUCAUUGAAAAGUAUUUUGUUUCACCAACCUUGUUCAGAGUUAUCAGGUUGGCUAGGAUUGGAAGAAUCUUGCGUCUCAUUAAAGGAGCAAAGGGAAUUCGUACGCUGCUAUUUGCAUUGAUGAUGUCACUCCCUGCUUUAUUCAAUAUUGGUCUCCUGCUCUUCUUGGUGAUGUUCAUUUAUGCCAUUUUCGGAAUGUCCAACUUUGCCUAUGUUAAGAAAGAAGCUGGAAUCGAUGAUAUGUUCAACUUUGAAACUUUUGGCAACAGUAUGAUCUGCUUGUUCCAAAUUACAACGUCUGCUGGGUGGGACGGGUUGUUGGCACCAAUUCUCAAUAGCGGAGCGCCAGACUGUGACCCAUACGUCGAACACCCGGGAAGCUCUGUUAGAGGAGAUUGUGGCAAUCCAUCAGUCGGGAUCUUCUUUUUUGUCAGUUAUAUCAUCAUAUCUUUCUUGGUCGUGGUAAACAUGUAUAUUGCUGUUAUUCUGGAAAACUUUAGUGUUGCUACGGAAGAAAGCGCAGAACCGUUGGGAGAAGAUGACUUUGAAAUGUUCUAUGAGGUUUGGGAAAAGUUUGACCCAGAUGCGACCCAAUUUAUAGAGUACAGUAAAUUAUCUGAAUUUGCAGAUGCCCUCGAUCCACCCCUUCGUAUACCAAAACCCAACAAAGUCCAGCUCAUUGCAAUGGAUCUCCCAAUGGUAAGCGGUGACAGAAUUCACUGCCUUGAUAUCCUGUUUGCAUUUACCAAGCGUGUGUUGGGUGAAGGCGAUGAGAUGGAUGCUCUUCGGCAGCCAAUGGAAGAGCGCUUUAUGGCAUCCAACCCUUCCAAAGUCUCCUAUGAGCCAAUCACAUCUACUUUACGGCGAAAGCAAGAAGAAUUAUCUGCCCUAAUUAUUCAACGUUGUUUCAGAAAAUACCUUUUAAUAAAAACAAUUAAAAAAGCUUCAUAUUUAUACAGAAAAGAUAAAUUAAAAGAGGUAAAUAGCUUGCCUAUAAAAGAAGACAUGGUUAUUGACAAGCUUAAUGGAAACUCAACCACAGAGAAGACAGACAUGACUCCUUCGACAACUUCGCCUCCAUCUUACGACAGCGUGACAAAGCCCGAAAAGGAGAAACAUGAAAAAGACAAAGCAGAGAAAGAGGACAAAAGCAAAGACACCAGGGAGAACAAAAAAUAAAACUGCACAUUUUCAUUUGUGUGUUAAAUUGUUUACAGCCUGUGAAGAUGACCUGUUUGUGUCAACAGGACUCCUCCCGGAGAUCUAUGCCAAACUGACAGUUCUUGCAUAUAUGUACUCAAGGUCCGUGCCUAUAAAACAAGACAGUGACCUCUUGUCAAGUGACGGUAUAACAACCUUGACUGGCAGUUACUGUUUUCAUAACAGUUGACACUUCUUAACCCGAGAGCCGUAAAGGCCUCUCAAACUUUUGGGACCAGUCGAGAAAAUGCACACCUCAGCCGUAUGUGUGUUUCACAUAAAACACCGUAGUACAAUAAUCGUGUCCACUGUUUGCAUUUCAACUGCCAUAUGUUUACAAAAAAUGUGUUAGUGGGUUAACCAUUUUUAUUUCGUUUGUAGGUUGUUUAUUUUAUAUAUAUGUGACUAUUUUUGUACAUGGGUUUUACAGUAUGUUGGGGAUGUAGUACUAAUUUUGAGGAAAUAUUAUACGUCUAUGAAAUACAGAGACGACCAUACACUGUAUAUUGGAA
Messenger RNA from Spea bombifrons (plains spadefoot toad), 7060 nucleotides. Its product is annotated as sodium channel protein type 2 subunit alpha-like. Gene Ontology annotation, molecular function: voltage-gated sodium channel activity. The record is from RefSeq and is a predicted model, not a curated record. Gene Ontology annotation, biological process: neuronal action potential; membrane depolarization during action potential; sodium ion transmembrane transport. The transcript has 27 exons. Gene Ontology annotation, cellular component: plasma membrane; voltage-gated sodium channel complex; axon. The coding region runs from base 486 to 6527 and encodes 2013 amino acids. NCBI's taxonomy places the organism in Eukaryota, Metazoa, Chordata, Amphibia, Anura, Pelobatidae.